Messenger RNA from Rotaria sp. Silwood2, 1071 nucleotides. NCBI's taxonomy places the organism in Eukaryota, Metazoa, Rotifera, Eurotatoria, Philodinida, Philodinidae. The record is from the annotation of a GenBank genome assembly.
AUGCCGAGCACGGUUUGUGUAUCAUGUCGUGGAGAACGACCGGCCGCUUUGGUUCGACCAAAAACAAGUGAACCAUAUUGUAAAAUAUGUUUUUUUGAAGCAUUCGAACGUGAAAUACAUGAAACAAUUGUUAAAGAACAAUUAUUUAAGCCAGGAGAAACAAUUGCUGUUGCUGCAAGUGGUGGAAAAGAUUCUACUGUUCUUGCACAUGUAUUAAAAUUACUUAAUGAACGACAUUCAUAUGGUCUUAAACUUGUUUUAUUAUCAAUUGAUGAAGGUAUAACUGGUUAUAGAGAUGAUUCACUAGAAACAGUAAAACGUAAUCAACAACAAUAUGAAUUACCAUUAAUUAUUCUUACAUAUAAAGAAUUAUAUGGUUGGAGUAUGGAUGAAAUUGUAAAAGCAGUUGGCCGUAAGAAUAAUUGCACAUUCUGUGGUGUCUUUCGUCGUCAAGCUCUUGAUCGUGGUGCAAUGAAAUUAGCAGUAAAUAAAAUAGCAACAGGUCAUAAUGCAGAUGAUAUUGCUGAAACAAUUCUAAUGAAUAUUCUUCGUGGUGAUAUAGCACGUCUUAAACGAUGUACAUCGAUAAUAACCGGUGAUGAAUCAGAUGAAAAUGAAAGUUCUGUUAUUCCUCGAUGUAAACCAUUAAAAUAUGCAUAUGAAAAAGAAAUUGUUCUUUAUGCAUUUUAUAAACGUUUGGAUUAUUUUUCUACAGAAUGUAUUUAUUCUCCAAAUGCAUAUCGUGGUAAUAUAAGAACAUAUAUUAAAGAUUUAGAACGUUUAAGACCAUCAUCAAUAAUUGAUAUAAUUCAUAGUGGUGAACAAUUAAUUGUUAAACAAACAGCUAAAUUACCUGUACAACGUGUAUGUGAACGAUGUUCAUAUUGUUCAUCCAUGCCAAUAUGUAAAGCAUGUUUACUAAUCGAAGGUCUUAAUAAAGGUGUACCAAAGUUAGGUAUUGGAAAAACUGAACGUUAUCGAAAAGAAAUGCAAAAACAAGAGCAAUGUUGUAACGAUCAAUCAUUAUGUAACUGUAUGAAAGAAAAAUUAACAGUGAAUGAACAAGAUUAA